This is a messenger RNA of Hippocampus zosterae (dwarf seahorse), 1707 nucleotides long. Its product is annotated as protein NDRG3-like. The record is from RefSeq and is a predicted model, not a curated record. Gene Ontology annotation, biological process: signal transduction. Lineage: Eukaryota; Metazoa; Chordata; Actinopteri; Syngnathiformes; Syngnathidae. The transcript is spliced from 16 exons. Gene Ontology annotation, cellular component: cytoplasm. The coding region runs from base 248 to 1327 and encodes 359 amino acids.
GUUCUUAUUUUAGUCGUUGGAGGGGAAAAGACGAGCUGUUGUUGACGUUCGCCGAGCCCCGCCCCCGCCAUUUCCUGACUGCCAGCCGCUUGCUCGCAUCCUUCGUCCACUCGGCUCUCGUCGUCGGGGGCUGAGGUGAUUCCGCAACAAGCGAACUCUCGUUUUUAUUUCCCCCGUCGACCUUCGUCGCUCGUGAAAUUCGACUCCGAGCCUUACGGCGAGCAAGAAGGGGCGAGGGGGUCCCACGAUGGAGGAACUUCACGACGUGCAGCUGACAGAGAUCAAACCGCUCCUGACGACGCAGAAUGGCAGAAACCUGCAGGACUUCAACUGUCAGGAGUACGACGUGGAAACGACUCACUGCGCACUGCACGUGACCGUGAGAGGCAUCAUCGCGAAGGGCAACCGCCCCACCAUCCUCACCUACCACGACGUCGGACUCAACCAUAAGUCGUGCUUCAACAGCCUGUUUAACUACGAGGACAUGCAGGAAGUGACUCGCCACUUCUCGGUGAUGCACGUCGACGCUCCGGGACAACAGGAGAACGCCCCCGCCUUCCCCAAUGGGUACCAGUAUCCAUCGAUGGACGAGCUGGCCGCCAUGCUGCCGUCCGUCCUUACACAGCUUCAGGUAACCAGCGUGAUCGGCAUUGGGGUCGGCGCCGGAGCGUACAUCCUCAGCAAACUGGCUUUGAAUGAACCCAGUCUGGUGGAGGGCUUAGUUCUGAUCAAUAUUGAUCCCUGCGCCAAGGGCUGGAUGGACUGGGCUGUAUCCAAGGUGAGCGGCUGGACCAGCAACCUGGUAGACCUCGUCAUGGCGCACCACUUCAGCGCGGACGAGUUAGCAGAGAACAAAGAGCUCAUCCAGACUUACCGGCUUCACAUUUCUCAGGACAUUCCGCUGGACAACUUGGCAAUGUUUUACUGCAGCUACGACAGCCGGAGCGAGUUGCAGAUGGAGCGUCCCGUGCCUGGUUUGAAUGACGACACAGUCGACACCCUCAGGUGUCCCGCCCUGCUGGUCGUUGGAGACGCUUCACCCGCCGUCGACGCUGUGGUGGAGUGUAAUUCCAGACUGGACCCAACCAAGAGCACCCUGCUCAAGAUGGCAGACUGUGGAGGACUUCCGCAAGUGGUGCAGCCUGGAAAACUGUCAGAGGCCUUCAAGUAUUUUGUGCAGGGGAUGGGCUACAUGCCCACAGCCGGCAUGACCCGCUUGGUUCGCUCCAGGACUCACUCGGCCUCCAGCGUGGGCACCGGCGACGGCGUCCGGACUCGCGCUUCCACCGGCACACCGCCAGAGGGCGCCGCGCCCACCAGCCCCUAACGCCACCGGCGUACCUCCGGCCAGGAAGGAACUCCGUGUGCCGUUACGCCGUCGUCGUUGACGUCUCUCUCUCUCCGAUUAGCCCAGCGAGUUCUCGGAAUGAAGCGGAGGCAAAGGCAAUCUUGACUUUCUUCCUCCCUCCCUCCGGCCCCGCCUGCGUUCACUGUGGCGAUGCUGAAGAUGGCGUUCACGUGAGGUGGUGGGGGCCAUUUUUUGUUGUCGUCGUUUUGUUUUCAUUCAGUGGCGGCUUGUUUUCGCGUAGCUUCAGUUUGGGGCCGAUUUAUUUAUUAGAUAUGAUUUUUUUAGUUCAGCGUUGUGAAUACCCAUGUGGAAUUGCUUGUUUUUAAUCAUUCUUCUUUGGGGAGGCCUCAACAUGCCCC